Tribolium castaneum (red flour beetle) is the source of this 926-nucleotide messenger RNA. RefSeq lists its product as uncharacterized. Bases 140 to 841 code for a protein of 233 amino acids. Gene Ontology annotation, cellular component: extracellular region. The transcript has 6 exons. Gene Ontology annotation, molecular function: chitin binding. The record is from RefSeq and is a predicted model, not a curated record. Lineage: Eukaryota; Metazoa; Arthropoda; Insecta; Coleoptera; Tenebrionidae.
CCCUAAUUAAAUAUAGAUUUUUGCGUCAAACUUCUUAUCUUUAUGUUUUUACUAUUCUUUGUCAUCGCAACUAGGACAAGUGUAUUUAAAACAACCCACAAACAAGUAGUUUUUAGUUUCUGUUAGAUUUGCACUCAAAAUGAAGCUCCUGGCGGUGAUUAUCUUUUUGAUCCCAACUUUGGCAACAGCUUUUCGCUUCCAUCAAAGACCAAACAUUUUUAUUUGUCGCAAAAGGGGAAUAAAUUGUGUUAACGACAACACAUUCGUUUUCUGCAGAGGAUUCUUCCAACAUAUACUUGUUGACAAAUAUUCUUUCCAGUGUCCGGAAGGUUAUGUAUGUUCAAGUGAUUCCAAAUAUACCUGUAUUAAGAAUCCAGACAGUGAAUCUGACGAAAGCAAUGAAAUAAUCACAACUCAAUCCGAUGUUUUUACUACCAAAAAUACAGAUCACAGUAGUACCGAAGAGUCAGAUGAGAGAGGAAGUACGCAUUUUGCAGAAACAACAACUUUGACAACUUUAGUUACCGACAGUGUAGAGAAAGAUGACAAAGAAACUACAACAUACUCACGAGAUUCAUCAGAGGAGAACAAAAUUAAUGACCAAAGCGAAGAAAGUGAUUCAGAUGAGACCAUCGACGAUAAUGACCAAAACAUUAACAUUGAGCCUACAUGUACAAAAGUCGAUGAAACCUUCCCAGGGCCUACUUGUUCCAAGUACUACAAAUGCCACAGUGUGUUGAUUUGGACUUUCCCCGUGUUGCAUAUGUGCGAAGACGGUCAAAGUUUCGACACUGCAACAUCCAGUUGUGUGCCUUCGUCCGAAAGCAAUUGCAGCGAUUAAUUAUUCGAUGGAUCCCUUUAUGGCUGCAAUAAAGGUUUAAAGUUUUUCGUAGGCGAUCAAUGUGAAUAAAUUGUUUUAAAUUCUA